This is a messenger RNA of Neolamprologus brichardi, 1427 nucleotides long. Lineage: Eukaryota; Metazoa; Chordata; Actinopteri; Cichliformes; Cichlidae. The record is from RefSeq and is a predicted model, not a curated record.
CAAUUUUACAUCUUCUUGGCAAUUCUUGUUUACACAGGCCUUGUAAGUGUACACCACAGAGCUGACUAUUGGAGAAAAGAAUGGCCUUAUAACUUUCACUUUCCCAGUGACACUAUGUCAAGAAACCAUUUUGAAGCUAUCUUGUGGUCAUUGCACCUUAGCAGCCCAAAAGAUGAUGAGGACAAUGAAAAUAAAAGAAACACCCCAGAGUACGACCGGCUUUCCAAAAUAAAGCCACUCUACAACCAGAUUGUGACUGCCUGCAAAGCCCUUUUCCAGCCAUAUAAAAACAUUUGCAUCGAUGAGAGAAUGGUGGCAUCUAAGGCUAGGAUAUCAAUGAAACAGUUUAUGAAGGACAAGCCCACAAAGUGGGGAUAUAAACUGUUUGUCUUGGCUGAUUCAGACACUGGCUACACCUGGAAUUUUUUUGUUUACAAGGGGAAGAGUGAGGUCAGCACAACACAUGGGCUAAGCUACUCAGCUGUUAUGGAUCUUUUACAUCUGUCAUUGCUUGGCCAGGGCUACAUUUUGUAUGUGGACAAUUUUUACACAAGCCCUACACUCUUCAGUGACCUAUAUAAAAAAAAAAUUAGCUGUUGUGGCACUAUUAGAAAAAACCGGACUGGUUUUCCGCGCACACUCAAAAAUGACUUUCCUAAGAAGGCUGAGAGGGGAGAUGUGCGCUGGAUAAGGAAAGGCGAACUGCUGUUUGUGAAGUGGACUGACACUCGAGAAGUCACAAUGUGCUCCACAGUGCACAAAGCCUUCAGCGGGAAGACUGUACAGCGAAAAGUGAAGGAGGCUGCAGGUUGGACAACAAAGGCUGUACCUGUUCCAGAUUGUGUUGUGGACUACAACAAGAACAUGGGUGGUGUUGAUUUGUCCGAUGCUCUGAUUGGUUAUUACACUGUCCUCCAUAAAACUAUGAAAUGGUAUAAAACUUUGUUUUAUCAUUUCUUAGACAUUGCUGUUGUUAACAGUUUUCUUUUGCAUAUGGAGUUAUGCAAGAGGCAAGGUAAGGAGCCAAUGACACAAAAAAUGUUUCGGGAGCAGCUUGCCAAGGAGAUGCUGGACUUUGCUGCUGCCUCAGCAUUACCACCACCACCAACACCAUUGUCUAACCUCACCUGCAUGCCAUGUUAUUUUGGCAGCAAUGCAACAGAUCUAAGGAGAUAUUGCAGGAGGUGCCAGGAUGCUGGCAUUCUGAGGGUGAAAACCCCAAUUUAUUGUAGGGCCUGCAACGUCCCUCUGUGCCUCACAUCAAAAAACAACUGCUUUAAAAUGUGGCAUGAUGAGCAUCAAUAAAUGAUUUUUUUAAAUAUGUAGUGUAGAGUUGAAAAUGUCACAGUUGUUUUUGUUCUUGUAAUGUUUACAAUAUUGACAUUUUGGAAUUUGAAUAAAUGUUUUCCAGUUGGAGUCAAAUGUAA